UGCCGAGCCUGGCCACUGGGCGUCUUGUGAUCGAUGACUCGGCGCGCAACGGUGCCGCCUGGGAGGGAGAGGCGCACAGUGCGCAGGUGCCGAGACUGCCGCGGGGUGCGGUUGUCGCGGUAUUGGUGGCCGUGGCGGUUGUUCAGCGGCCGCAGCUGUGCCGACUCCUUCCAGGCGUGCUUGGAGAACGUUAACGCCGAGAGAGAGGCUGCAGAAUAUGUGACUCGCCGUUCCGCAAGCCCCCGGGGUGCCUGGUUCUUACCGCAUUUCCUCCGCGGCGCUCAGCUCCAGCCGCAGGAAUCUGCUGGGAGAAGCCUUAGUUUGAGCCCAGGCUCUGCUAGUGUCCUCCUGUCACAGCAAAAUAUGAAACAGCGUGUAGUCCCUGAUCUAUGUCGGAGAGUAUAGUAGUAAUCUGUUUCAUAGCAAUCGCCCCAAAGUUGAACAGCUUAAAACAACGAACGUUAAUUGUCCCACAGGUUCUGUACGUCAGGAAUUUGGGCAUGGCGUCACUGGGUGGUUCUGUCUUGGUCUCUCAUGAGAUUCCAGUCAAGAUGUAGGCCAAGGCCGCAAUUAUCUGAAGCCUUGACUCAGGCUGGAGAACCUGCUUGCUGGAUUGCUCACUCACAUGACUGACUGUUGGCGGGAGGCCUGUUUUUCACGGCAUGGACCUCACUAUAGGGUCAAUUGAGUGUCCCCAUGAGUUAGCAUCUGGCUUCUCUCCUAGCACGUGGUCCCAAAGAAACCAAAGCAGAAGCCACAGUGUUUCUUGUCAGAAGUCACAUACCGUCACUUCUGCCAUUCUAGACAACCCUUCAGCGUGGGAAGAGCAACCCAAAGGCAUGAAUAGGGAUCAUUGGGAGCCACCUGGGAGGCCGGCUACCAUAGAGAGUCUGACGAUGAUGAUGAUGAUGACGACUAAGUUGAGAGAGGGAAUCAUAUUUCAUCCUUGUAUGAUAGCCGUUGCCCAAAUCAUUAUGAAAGAAUUGAAUGGAGUUUCUCCCAGUAGGUGGCAGUACUUGUCCACAGUCUGACUUCCACUGGGUAAACAAACUUGUAUUGAACACCUGUCCUGUGCUAGAUAUUAUUCCAGCUGCUGGGGACUCAAAGAAUGAGUGAAUUCACAGUUGAGUGAAUCAACUCUUGUAGUAGAGCGUAAUGAGUUUUUUUGUUUAUGACAGAGAUAAGAACAAUCCUGGGGACGGGUACAUAGAGAAGGGUGGUUGUGCCAGUAGGAUUCUUUAGUGGCAAGCAGUAUGAGAUUGAGGAAGGGUGGCAGGACCAGGGCGGCUCAGUGUGGCCAGAGGGAAGGACAAAGUGAAUACAUCUCAGAUAAAGAAGAUCCUCGAGCUAAGCAAAGAGUUUUAGAAACAUUCUAGAAUGUAUGGGAAGCCAACGGAGAGUUUUAAGCAGGGUAUUCUUUAUCAGGUUUCUUAGUUCUGAACAAGAGACUGGCUGAUGAAAAGGAACAUGUUCAAAAGGAUACUGGAUAGCUCAGGGAAUUCUGGGAAGGACUAAAGAAGUGGUUUCAGGCUAAUUUCAGGAAUGAAACUCAGAACCACGCUGUAGAACUGGCCUGAUGAGGAAACUAUCCUGACUGACUGGGAUUGCUGCUGCUGCCCCACCCCGCCCUGGAGGAAACUUAUGUCACCCUGACAGGAACCACUGGGGAAGGCUGCCACCUUCAAAUGCCACACAUUUUUGCAGCCUCUUGCACCAAAAUGCCAAACUUCCGAAGGAGCGUGUUUCCUCACCUUGCUCACUUCUAAACCAAAGUCCUUUGCCCAUUAGGUAUAACCAUCGGCAUGGAGAAGUAAUCCAAUCACAGGGCUUUAGAAGGGUCCUGGAAGAGAACCAGAACAUCCUCAAGGCACCACCAAUAUUUCAGACCAAGGUAACAUGCUCCUGGGAAGAAGACCACUGAAGUCAAGGUGCUGUUCUCAUCACAUCAACAGUAUAUACUGUCAAUAUGACUUCUCACUGUUGCUGUUAAUCCUAAUUGCUUGUCUUCUCCAUGGUGAAGGUACUCGUUUUUUCUCCUUUUCAUGUUGUAGCCUUUGGAAGAAAGUCGCUAUAUGCAGCCCACACUUAAGUGAGAGUUAUGCUCUACUUUAUUAGGGAUGGAGUAUCUAUAUAAAUUAUUUUAAUUUCUUCUGUACAGGAGAUUUGUCUGUUCUCUAUUUAUUCAAUCCUUUAUGUCAGUGUGGACUUAUAUUUAUUUUAUACUUUGGCUUGUAAUCCAAUACUGCUUCAUUUAUUUUGUUGCUCAGAUUGUCCCAGCUUUGGCCACUGGGGAAUCUUUUGGUUGGCUACUGUAUCCAUUUGACAUCAUUGUGGAUUUUUGUUCAUUUGUUCUGUUUUUGAGCAGUUUCUUAUUUUCUGGCACUAUAAGAUGCUCUAGGAUCAUUUUGUAUAUAUCCUGCCCCAACCCUAGAAUUGACCAUUUUUCUGAGGUGCCCUUGUUCUUUUUACUGGAGAGUGGUAUUAGAAACCAAGAUCUGGGUGCUAGGUGUGCUCAUUGCUACUGCGGUGUUAUUGCUUCUAAGCCUUCUCAGCCGACACACAGGGAAAUAUGUGUAUGUACACACUAUUUCCAUACAUAACCAUCAGUAUCUAUAUUAAGCUGGCAUGAGUUCAUUCUGAUGUUUCCAACUCUAAUCCAUUACCACACAAUCAUUCUGGUCUCCUCCCUUGCUUAUCUAUAACUUCCCAAAUCAACUGUGACAAAUCCAGCUCCCCCCAUCCACCAUCCAUUUACUUAAUCAUUCAUUUCCAGCAGCUAUGUACAGUGGUUUCAGGAUUCUUGUCAAAAACAACAUGGUCAACUGGAAGACAGUGGUUCAACAACAGUUCCUGCUGCCCUUCGUCUUACAGCUUCCAUUCAUUCCCAGCAGCUGAGUUCAAGGCUGAAGUGGAGAACACAUAGCUUCAAAGGCAGAAGGAAUCGAAGGUGCUCCCUGGCUUUGGACGCUUCCUCUGCUUGAGAUGCGUACGAAGGCAGUCCAAGUCCUCUGGGGAUGUUUCUUCCUGUGGCGUCUCUACAUCUCAUCUGCCCAGACCAUUUACCCUGGAAUCAAGGCCAGGGUUACUCAGCGGGCUCUGGACUAUGGUGUUCUAGCUGGAAUGGACAUGAUUGAGCAAAUGGUUAAGGAAAGAAAUAUCCCAGACCUAAAAGGUUCUGAAUCUCUGGAAUUUCUGAAGGUUGAUUAUGUGAACUACAAUUUUUCAAACAUAAAAAUCAACGCCUUUUCAUUUCCAAAUACUUCAUUGGCCUUUGUGCCUGGGUUGGGAAUCAAGGCCCUGACCAACCACGGCACUGCCAACAUCAGCACCGACUGGGAAAUCCGGUCUCCGCUCUUCCAAGACACAGGAGGAGCUGAUCUGUUUCUCUCUGGGGUCUACUUCACCGGUAUCAUCGUCCUGGCCCGCAAUGGCUUUGGUCACCCGAUCCUGAAGCUCCAAGACUGUCACGCCCAAGUGAGCCACGCCCACGUGUCAUUUUCCGGAGAACUCAGUGUUCUGUACAACUCCUUUGCUGAGCCCAUGGAGAAACCCAUUUUAAAGAACUUAAAUGAAAUGCUGUGUCCCAUUAUCAUGAGUGAGGUGGAAGCCCUGAAUGCCAAUCUCAGCAUGCUGGAGGUUUUAACCAAGAUUGACAACUAUACUCUGUUGGAUUAUUCCCUAAUCAGUUCUCCAGAAAUUACUGAGAAUUAUAUGGAGCUGAAUUUGAAGGGCGUAUUCUACCCUCUGGACAACCUCACUGACCCCCCCUUCUCACCAGUUCCUUUUGUGCUGCCAGAACGCAGUGACUCUAUGCUCUAUGUUGGAAUCUCCGAGUUUUUCUUUAAAUCUGCAUCCUUUGCUUACUUUACAGCUGGGGCCUUCAACAUCACUCUCUCCAUGAAAGAGAUAUCCAACCAUUUGGUUCAAAACUCUCAAGGCCUUGGCAACGUGCUCUCCCGGAUUGCAGAGAUCUACAUCUUGUCCCAGCCCUUCAUGGUACGGGUCAUGGCGACGGAGCCUCCCGUGAUCAGUUUGCAGCCGGGUAACUUCACCCUGGACAUCCCUGCCUCCAUUGUGCUCCUUGCCCAGACCGAGAACUCGACCACUGAAGCCAUCGUGUCCAUGGACUUUGUUGCUAGUACCAGUGUUGGCCUGGUUAUUUUGGGACAAAGACUGGUCUGCUCAUUAUCUCUGAAUAGAUUCCGCCUCUCUUUGCCAGAGUCCAAUCGCAGCAACAUUGAGGUCUUGAGGUUUGAGAAUGUUCUGUCCUCCAUUCUCCACUUUGGAAUCCUCCCACUGGCCAAUGCAAAAUUGCAGCAAGGAAUUCCCCUGCCCAACCCACACAAAAUCUCAUUUGUCAAUUCAGAUAUUGAAGUUUUUGAGGGAUUCCUUUUGAUUUCCACCGACCUGAAGUAUGAAAUGUCCUUAAAGCAGCAGCCAAGUUUCCACGAUUGGGAAGGUCUGAACCUCAUAAGUGGACAGUAGAGGGGGAAGCCAGCCGCUUGAUUACCCGUUUGGAGUCCACUCCAGGAAGUAAAUGGCCCUUAAGCCACAGCUACUGUCAGCCAAGAAGGGGAAGACAGUGCACACUGGAUUGUAAAGCCCUUGUGAAGUGCUUAGACUGACAGUUUUCUUUCUCAGGCCCUCAGGGACAGAGGGAGGCAAACUGAGUUAAAGAGCUAAAUCGGGGCGUGUGUCUGUGUGUGUGGAGGGGUAGACGUUUCAAUGUGUGUUCGUGUUUGAAUGCACCUUGUGUGUUCCUGUGUUUAUAAGGUGCCGGGGCCAAGAGCUAGCCAUGUGCCUCUGAAGAGAUGCAUGAGAAACUCGGAAGUACAGAGGUGCAUGAGUUCUUACUAGAGGAGCUCCCGUUAGCUCUCUCGGCAACCCAGGGUUUCCCCCACUUCCCUGCAUAUUGGAUUUUAUGUUUUAUAUUUACCGAUACUGUCCCUUGUAUUUAAUUAAACUUAUUUUCUAUUAAUGUCAA
This is a messenger RNA of Ailuropoda melanoleuca (giant panda), 4984 nucleotides long. RefSeq names its product BPI fold containing family C (gene BPIFC). Lineage: Eukaryota; Metazoa; Chordata; Mammalia; Carnivora; Ursidae. The transcript is spliced from 19 exons. The record is from RefSeq and is a predicted model, not a curated record. Bases 2983 to 4485 code for a protein of 500 amino acids. Gene Ontology annotation, molecular function: lipid binding.